AUGAAAGCAUAUGUUGUUAUUAAUCUAAAGCUAAUAAGAGUCGGUAACGGUGUUAACGGUGUUAAUGGUGACAAAGGUGACGAUAUCGACGGAUCGUCAGCAUCACCAGUGGAAGGAAUAAUAUUAAGAAUAUUAUUAUCAUGA
Molecule: messenger RNA, 144 nt
Organism: Entrophospora candida
Lineage: Eukaryota; Fungi; Glomeromycota; Glomeromycetes; Entrophosporales; Entrophosporaceae
Source: the annotation of a GenBank genome assembly